UCUGCCUUUUCUGGCCUGCCUGGUUUGCACACAUCUGUUACGGCUGGCUUGGCAUGGUAUGCAUACAUGAUCGAUAUGGGCUUGGUCGACGGCAGAAGACAAAAAAUAAGACCUUGGUGAUAUCUGAGCUGCAAAUGGGAGAAAGCUGUGAUUUCUUUCCUGCUGCGUGAGAAUCCUUUAGGAGUUUUGGGCCAACACACUGGCAGCUGGCUGCUCAGUCUCAUCCUUGAAGUUAAUUAGACCUUUAGAAAAACUCCGAAAUCGUACUCGUUUAGCUCCGUGAGUGAAAGAGAACAGGAAAUUAGUAGUGUGCUGUUCGAGUCGUUUCGGUGUUAGGUUUUGCUUUCUUCCCGGUUGGAGUCUGAGGAAGCUGAGAUUACCGGUGUGAAAAAUGCCUUCUCCUCGUCCCCCACGGGGAAUGGAGGAAGAUGAUGAUUCGUUCCUGAAGGAGUCAGCUUCUAUGGAGAGUGGUGUAGCAGAUUGCUCAGGUGAACUGCCUCACGACGAUACAUCAUGUGGUAACCCCGAGGAUUUGGACGGCGACAAGGCACUCCUGGGACCCGACCAGCUGCUUCGGGAAAGGAGAGCUGGCAAAGCACGAAACGGAACGACUAAUAAGAAGCUCCCCUUCCUAUCAACUGCCUCCCAAAGCAAGUCUGUGAAGUUUCCGGCUACCCUGCGAGGUCUGAAUCGAGGCCAGCAGGGCAGUACAGCGGCGGUAGCAGCGGCUGCAACGCAGGCCAUGGCUCAGUGGCCAUACGUAGGCGUGUCAGCAACCGGCAGCCCCAUCGCCCUGGGAAGACCCGGUCAGCAGAUGUAUCCAAUGAGUGGCGUCAUGGCGCAGCUGAGUGGAAGCAGUCCGACUGGGUCACUGUGCGCUGUAGGCCCGUCCCUGGACGGUCUUGUAGCACCAGGCACGGCCACCAUGACUGCCAUCCCGUCAACGCUCCAGUACGCCACCGCCGGCUCAGCAUCACAAGCACCGCCCAACAUGGUGCUCAUUCCGCCGUCCACCAAUGGCCAGCAUGACUACAGCUUAACAAACCUGUACAUUCGUGGCCUGGGACCCAACACCAAGGACACCGACCUCUACAACAUGUGUUGCGAGUUUGGCACGAUCAUCUCCACCAAGGCGAUCGUUGACAAAGCAACAAAUUUAUGUAAAGGCUAUGGCUUUGUGGACUUCGAGACGCACCAAGCCGCAGCCACUGCACUCACGGCAUUGAAAGACCAAGCAGUGGAUGUGCACUUUGCACGCCUGUCGUUGGAGAAGCCCCACGGCCACGGACAGAUGAACUCGACCAGUGCCGGUCACAGCAGUAACUCGUCGGAGCGAGCAUCAAACCUCGACACAACUAAUCUCUACAUUGCUAAUCUACCCUAUAACGUUGAUGAAAAGACCCUAGAAUCUAUCCUGGAACCAUGCGGAACUAUAGUGUCAACGCGUAUCCUGCGUGACCUCUCCACCGGACAGAGCAAAGGUGUUGGAUUCUGCAGAAUGCAAACCAAGGAAUCAUGCGAGCGAGCGAUUGCCAAGUUUAAUGGACAAGUCCUGCCAUCAUUCCCUGGAACUACUCCUCUCCAUGUCAAGUUUGCCGACAUCAGCAACCGACGCCGUGUGUCCUCCAAAGAUAGCUCCAUUCCUACACCGCUCUUCCCCGAAACAUUUGACUCGCCAUCACCGUUAGCAUACGAUGUUGGACAAGCGGGACAAGUAUUCCAGUUCCAGCAGUUCCUCCCACCGUAUCAGGUGUUUGGUAGGCCGGCCGUGCCCGUUUCCAGCAGUGCAUUCUAUGGACAGCAAGCGUACAUGCAGCAGGCUGCUGCAAUGCAGGCGUCACAGGGUACUUGGCCAGCUAGUCUUCUUCCUGGCUAUCCAGCAGCUGCAGGUCAGCAAGCAGCAUACCUAGUAUAAGAGAUUAGGCGCUCUGGCAGCACUGGCUGCAUUGGCAGCUAGGUAUGCGUAAGUGAUGCGCACGACUGUGCUCGAUGCAGUCUAGAAACCAUGGUAUUCCGAGUCUUCCGCUUUGUGCUAUACAUUAUCUUGUGGGUCAUGCCUUUUAAUUGAGAAUUAUGCCUUGUUAAUCACUUUUUGUUUACCUAUACCUCAACCCUUUCCCCUGGCCCCGCGCACUGUUCCCCUUGCUGCUCUUGUUUGCUGUCCGCAAGUCCCAUUCGUGGUACGUCCUCGACUGAGUGUCCUAUCGCUGGCUUAUGUGAAACUCAUCCUCUCCCGUCCCGUCCGUCAGCAUGCAGCUAUUCAUGCAGUAGUUAGCUUCCCCUGCCCCGCUCAACUAUUGCUUUUCAUCCGCGUUCCGCUCAAUCUGCGUAGCUCACUCAUGCGUUCCUCGUCGUCUACGCGUUCUCAUUAAUUGUUACCAUUUGCCGCUGCAUGCAAGUAUCUUCAUGUACUUUGAGCCAACUAUCCUCGCACCAAACGCAUGCUGACUAUUCAUUUCUGAUAUGUCUCCAUCAGGACACUUUUCUACCUCUUACUACCCUCACACACUACACCACACAUGCACACAGGCAUGCACACACACACGCACACACACACACACCACACCCCACACCACACAUCCGCACACGUACAUACAUACACACACACACACACACACACACACACACACACACACACACACACACACACAUAUAUUUGCACGCCCGCACUAGCAUGCGCAGGCAUGCACACCUGGACACCCUACCCCACCGCCGCUGAACAAGAUCACACGUGCACACAUGCACAUGUUUUCUGUGUCCCAUCGCCAGUGUAUGGAGGCCGUUGACCCUUCCCCCCCCCCCCCCUUCCCCUGUUUUGCAUGUACAUGUACCACUCUCCUUGCCAACCAUUCUCGUAAAUGGUUUAGUUUGAAUCCAUGGCAUUGGUGUGUAUUGAGCAUAUCCACAUGCUUCAGCUCACCUGCAUCUAAAUAAAUUCCCAUUGCUGACUAUAGUACAUAAAAUGAGACAUUUAUUUCACUCGGGCUACCGAGUGUGCUUUUGCUUUUUGAACGGUGAGCCUGCUGUGUCCGCUUCUUCUUUAUUUGUUUCGAUUUACCAGCUUUUUCAAACCAUUGUUCCGCUGCAGCUUUGCAGGCUUGUCGGGACGAACGACAUUUUGAUUUGGCAAGGACUUUCUUGCAGUACGACGUGUUUGACUCUUUUUUUCCCAUUUUGAUUUGAGCCGGCCAAAUUGCCACAAUGGUGCGGAUAAACCAUUACCAAGCUUCCUGGUGGUGUGAUGCUUCUUGUUUGUUUCAGUUCACACAUUCAUCCAUGUUUGGAGAACUGAACAAGAGUGAGAUUUGACAACCUCUGC
Messenger RNA from Sycon ciliatum, 3319 nucleotides. Its product is annotated as RNA-binding motif, single-stranded-interacting protein 1-like. The record is from RefSeq and is a predicted model, not a curated record. The transcript has 15 exons. Bases 392 to 1915 code for a protein of 507 amino acids. Gene Ontology annotation, molecular function: mRNA binding. Gene Ontology annotation, cellular component: nucleus; cytoplasm; ribonucleoprotein complex. NCBI's taxonomy places the organism in Eukaryota, Metazoa, Porifera, Calcarea, Leucosolenida, Sycettidae.